Molecule: messenger RNA, 1141 nt
Organism: Lolium rigidum
Lineage: Eukaryota; Viridiplantae; Streptophyta; Magnoliopsida; Poales; Poaceae
Product: DNA repair protein RAD51 homolog 2-like
Exons: 12
Coding region: 1-1101 (366 amino acids)
Biological process (GO): double-strand break repair via homologous recombination
Cellular component (GO): Rad51B-Rad51C-Rad51D-XRCC2 complex; replication fork
Molecular function (GO): ATP-dependent DNA damage sensor activity; single-stranded DNA binding; ATP hydrolysis activity
Source: RefSeq, a predicted model, not a curated record
AUGGCCAACAAGCUGGUUUCGGACAUGCGGCUGCCUCCCCACCUCGCCCACCUCCUCGCCGCGCGCCGCCUCACCACCGCCAAGGACGUGCUGUCGCUGCCGGAGGUGGAGCUCAUGACCCUGCUCGACGCCGGCAUCCUCACCGCCCGCGCCGCCGUCUCCCACGUCAGCGAGUUCGCCUGCCCACCCUGCCAAACGGCGCUCACGCUCCUGGAGGAGCGGGUCAGGCUGGGAGGCGGCGGCCGGCUGGCCACCACGCUCUGCGGGCUGGAUGAGGCGCUGGGCGGAGGUAUCCCCCUGGGGAAGCUCACCGAGGUAGUCGGGCCCUCGGGGAUCGGCAAGACGCAGCUUUGCCUGAAGCUUGCACUGUUGGCAACAUUACCAGAAUGCUACGGGGGCUUAAACGGCCGAGUUGUGUAUAUUGACACUGAAUCCAAGUUCUCUUCGCGGAGGAUGAUUGAGAUAGGCCAGAAAAGCUUUCCUCAAGUAUUCAGGCAAGAAGGCUUGGCACAAAAGAUGGCUGGCAGGAUCCUAGUGAUGCGACCAACAUCAUUAUCUGAUUUCACAAAAAGUUUGGAGCAGAUGAAGGUCACUCUACUCCAGAACGAUGUCAAGUUACUUAUUGUUGACAGCGUGGCUGCUCUCACGUCCUCGGAGAACGAAAGAGGUACAACAGGUUUCGCGCAACACCCUCUGAGAUGGGCUCUUUCAUUUCUUAAGUCUAUAGCAGAGUUUGCAAGAAUUCCAGUCGUAGUUACAAACCAAGUCCGCAGCCAAAGUAACGAUGAUGGUUAUCAUUACUCGUUUGAAGUAAAAAAGUUGGGUGAUGGCAAUGGUGCUGAAAGAAUUGAAUCUCAUCUUGUUGCUGCUCUAGGAAUCCAGUGGGCUCACGCUGUAACUAUCCGUCUAGUCUUCGAAUCCCACUCAGGUCACAGGUUCAUCAAGGUGGCGAAAUCUCCCAUGUCUCCAGCAGUAGCAUUUCCUUUCAUUGUGGAAUCAUCUGGCAUUACAUUGCUAACUGAUGAAGGCAUUGAUGUGUCAGGUCCUGAGAUAACCUCUAUCCGCUGUCAAGGGCAAAAUCUGCUGGGUCUGGGAGAAUGACCAUUUGAAUGCUCUGCAGUUGCAGCAACAUGGACAAUCC